AUGUCUCCCUCCAAAGCAAAGUCCAGCUCUUCCCAGUAUGCGCCCCUUCCGCUAUACGUCGAUGGCGAGGGCUCCAGCGCAACUCUUGAGAAGCGCUCCUCCUCCGAGGACAAUCAAUCUGCCCCCUUGCUGGAAGCCUCGGAUAACCUCCCUGCCCUCGAGCCAUCAAAGCCCUCCCAGCUUCCCAAGCUCAUCAUCUACUUCUCCUUCGCCGUAGCGCUGCUAUCGGCUGUGAACAUCGCUCUCUUUCCUGCUACACUAUCCAAGUACCAAGCCUACCCUUUUUCUGACUCUGAACUCGAGGCCCUCCCCUAUGGCGACGCCAGGCUGGGAUUGGACCGGGUAGCGCAAUUCAUGCCCCCUUCUCGGGUCUAUCACCACGCUUGGCCGGAUAGAAUAGUACGGGCGAGCCGAAAAUUGAAGAAUGCCGUGUGGGGUCAGGGGGUGCAGGUCUAUGUUACUGUCGAGGUCCGUAUUUUCUACCGCUCUGUGUGCAGCUACUGA
Molecule: messenger RNA, 504 nt
Organism: Penicillium soppii
Lineage: Eukaryota; Fungi; Ascomycota; Eurotiomycetes; Eurotiales; Aspergillaceae
Exons: 1
Coding region: 1-504 (167 amino acids)
Source: RefSeq, a predicted model, not a curated record